Neocloeon triangulifer is the source of this 1243-nucleotide messenger RNA. It is a transcript of the gene Sar1, whose product is annotated as GTP-binding protein SAR1b. Gene Ontology annotation, biological process: endoplasmic reticulum to Golgi vesicle-mediated transport; membrane organization; intracellular protein transport. Bases 146 to 727 code for a protein of 193 amino acids. The record is from RefSeq and is a predicted model, not a curated record. Gene Ontology annotation, molecular function: GTP binding; GTPase activity. The transcript has 3 exons. Gene Ontology annotation, cellular component: endoplasmic reticulum exit site; COPII vesicle coat. Lineage: Eukaryota; Metazoa; Arthropoda; Insecta; Ephemeroptera; Baetidae.
AAAUCAUCGAUCAUGAAAUAGCCAACCCUUUCGUAGCCACCAUUACACAACAGGCACGUCACCCCGACACUUAGAACCAGAGAGGGCUCUAUUUGUCAGCGCAGUCGAGUGACAACCAGGACUGAUCAGUAGAAAGACAUAAAAAAUGUUUUUAUGGGACUGGUUCACCGGCGUGCUAGGCUACCUGGGUCUGUGGAAGAAGUCGGGCAAAUUGCUCUUCUUGGGGCUGGACAAUGCGGGCAAAACGACCCUAUUGCACAUGCUCAAAGACGAUCGGCUGGCCCAGCAUGUUCCCACCCUGCACCCCACGUCCGAGGAACUGUCCAUUGGCAACAUGAGGUUCACAACCUUUGACCUCGGAGGGCAUCACCAAGCAAGACGUGUGUGGAAGGACUACUUCCCGGCUGUCGAUGCCAUAGUUUUCCUCAUUGACACCUGCGACCCCAACAGGUUUGCUGAGAGCAAAGAGGAGCUGGUGGCUCUCCUUUCAGACGAGCAGCUGGCCAACUGUCCAGUCCUUAUCCUGGGUAACAAAAUCGACCGUCCGCAGGCUGUGUCUGAGAACGAGCUGCGACAGUACUUUGAGCUGUACGGCCUGACCACGGGCAAGGGCAAAGUGCCUCGCGCGGAACUGCCCGGCCGCCCACUUGAAUUGUUCAUGUGUUCGGUGCUGAAGCGACAGGGCUACGGAGAGGGCUUCCGGUGGCUGGCCCAGUACAUCGACUAGACAGCUCUCUCUCUCACACACACACUCAUUCCCUUUAUAAAAUUCAUCUGUUCAACUCCGAUUUAGCCUUUGGCUGAUUUAAUUUGCAAAAUUUUGGGUGGAUCACUUUGAUGAUUGCUUUCACCAGCCCUUUCUCGGGGAGGAGCUUUUCCAGAGGCCCGAACGCAAAAAGUCAAGAUGUUCCGAUCAGACAUGCUUUUUUAAGUGAGCUGACUGACCCUAAUAUUAGAAAACGAUUAAUUUGGGUUUCUUUUUCAAUCAAGUGUAUCUAAACUGUGCUCAAGAAUGAGGUUAAAAAUCUGCGUCGAUGAUGAAAUUUCAAUUUUUGUCUUUGUGCCUCUUUAAAACUGCCUGCCGGGAAUGGAUUAGAAGAAAUGUCUAUUGUUGAGGGUUAUAAGUUAUUAUAUUUUUUUUUGUUUUUAAAAAUUUUAUAAUUAUCGUCAAAAUGAAAAAGUGCAAGUCAAGCAACAAAAGUGCAGAAAUGAGUAACAUCCCAGCGUCAUUUUGAGGUUUUCG